Molecule: messenger RNA, 3189 nt
Organism: Neltuma alba
Lineage: Eukaryota; Viridiplantae; Streptophyta; Magnoliopsida; Fabales; Fabaceae
Product: anaphase-promoting complex subunit 2
Exons: 17
Coding region: 123-2786 (887 amino acids)
Biological process (GO): protein K11-linked ubiquitination; ubiquitin-dependent protein catabolic process; metaphase/anaphase transition of mitotic cell cycle
Cellular component (GO): anaphase-promoting complex
Molecular function (GO): ubiquitin protein ligase binding
Source: RefSeq, a predicted model, not a curated record
UGUACUCACUCAGCCCCCCCGAUCCGCCCUUCUCCUUUUCCUUCCAGCUCUGCGGUGGCGGCAAAUUUCAACAGGAUCUUGUUCCCAUAAUCUCUCUACUGCCUCUACUUUCCCUCUCCUCGAUGGCCACAGAGGAAUCGACCUCCCGUUUCUGGAAUCUAGGGGUUUUGGAUGCUUUCACUGAUGAUUCCUUACAAGAGAUCGUAGAUAGUUACCAUGGGUUCUGUGGCGCUGCGCAAACCCUCGUCACUGGUGUUGGCGACCUCUCUGUUGGUUCCGAGUUUGGAACUCUAGUUCAUGGCCUCAUCAAACAUGGGUUAGAGUCUCUGGUUCGGGAUCACUUCCUUCAAGUGCUUGAGGAAACGUUUGAGAGAAAUGGAGCGUCGAAAUUUUGGAGGCAUUUUGAUGCUUACGUUAAUUUUGGGGAUUUGAAGAAGAAUAAUGAGCUUGAUGUUAAUGAGGACGAAAUUCAGCAAGUUUUGUGUAAUGCUCUGGAAGAAAUCUCUUUGGAGAAGCAGCAUCAGGAGAAGUGCUUACUAAUGUUGGUUCAUGCUUUACAAUCUUACAAGAAUCAGAUAUCAGGGGAAAGACAUGAUUUUGAGGCAGAAAGAGAUUUUUUAGUCUCAAAAUAUCAAUUGAUUGUGUCCUCUGUUCUUAUGGCUUCGCUUCCACGUCAUUUUCCUGUGAUAUUGCACUGGUAUUUUAAAAGAAGACUAGAGGAGUUAAGUACAAUCAUGGAUGAAGAGUGCAAUGAUGAUUCAUCUCAGAGUAAGGAUGACAUGGAUUUAGAUGAAAAAGGCAAAAUCUGUACCAAGGUUGGUGCAAUGGAUGUUGAUGAUUGUUAUAAGCACAGUAGGUUCUCAGAAAACAGUAGAUUGGUGAAGAACAUUGGGAAGGUUGUUCUUGAUCUUAGAAGUCUUGGAUUUACUUCUAUGGCUGAAGAUGCUUAUGCUUCAGCUAUCUUCUUGCUACUGAAAGCAAAAGUACAUGACCUUGCUGGUGAUGACUUUAGGAGUUCCGUUUUACAAUCAAUUAAAAGUUGGAUACAGGCUGUACCUCUGCAGUUUCUGCAUGCCCUUCUUGUCUAUCUUGGUGAUUCUAUUAGUUAUGAGAGUACUUCGUCAGGUGUUAAAUCACCUUUAGCACCACAGCCAGCUUCAUGCUGUCCUGGAAUUGAUGCACCAUCUGAAGGGCUUGUCAGAUGGAAGCUACGGCUGGAGUAUUUUGCUUAUGAAACACUACAAGAUUUAAGAAUAGCAAAACUGUUUGAGAUAAUUGUUGAUUAUCCCGAGAGCUCUCCUGCAAUUGAAGACUUAAAAUUAUGUCUUGAAUACACUGGGCAACAUGCAAAGUUGGUGGAGUCAUUUAUUUCAGCACUACGUUAUCGCUUACUUACUGCAGGCGCUUCAACCAAUGAUAUUUUGCAUCAAUAUGUUUCGACUAUUAAGGCUCUAAGGACAAUAGAUCCUGCGGCUGUUUUUCUUGAGGCAGUAGGUGAACCGAUAAGGGACUAUUUAAGAGGAAGGAAAGAUACCAUAAAAUGUAUAGUGACUAUGCUUACAGAUGGGACUAGUGGAAAUUCAAGUGCAUCUGGAAAUCCUGGAGAUAGUCUUCUUGAAGAGUUGAACAGAGAUGAAGAAAUGCAAGAGAAUUUUGGCACAGAUGAUGACUUCAACACUGAUGAUAGGCAAGCAUGGAUCAACGCCACACGCUGGCAGCCUGAUCCUGUGGAAGCAGAUCCAUCAAAGGGUAGCAGGAACCAGAGGAAGGUUGACAUUCUUGGGAUGAUUGUAGGCAUAAUUGGUUCCAAAGACCAACUAGUUAAUGAAUAUCGAACCAUGCUUGCAGAAAAGCUUUUAAACAAAUCUGAGUAUGAUAUUGACUCAGAGAUACGUACUCUGGAGCUCCUUAAGAUUCAAUUUGGGGAGAGCAGUCUACAGAAAUGUGAGAUAAUGCUCAAUGAUUUGAUUGACUCGAAGAGGACCAACACCAACAUCAAAGCUACUAUAAGUCAGCUCUCUCAGACAAGUGCUGAGAUGGGAGAGAAUGCAAUACCUAUGGAUGUGCUUUCAGCUACUAUUAUAUCUACCAAUUUCUGGCCUCCAAUACAGGAGGAGCCUGUUAACUUCCCUGGACCUGUUGACCAGCUACUCUCUGACUAUGCUAAUAGAUUUCACGAGAUCAAAACCCCACGUAAGCUACAGUGGAAGAAAAGUCUUGGUACUGUCAAGCUGGAGUUGCAGUUUGAAGAUAGGGCAAUGCAAUUCACCGUAGGUCCUGUUCAUGCAUCUAUCAUCAUGCAAUUUCAAGAUCAAACGAGUUGGACCUCUAAAAAUCUUGCAGCUGCUAUUGGAGUACCAAUGGAUGUAUUAAAUCGGAGGAUGAAUUUCUGGAUAAGCAAGGGGGUCAUUGCAGAGUCUGCGGGGGCUGACUCUUCUAACCAUGUAUACACACUCAUGGAAAAAAUGGCUGACACAAGUAAGAAUGGAGGCAGUGGUGGUGGUUCCCAAGAGCUUCUAGGAGGUGAUGAGGAGGAAGAGGGAUCCGUGGCCUCAGUGGAGAAUCAACUUCGUAAGGAAAUGACAGUAUAUGAGAAAUUUAUCAUGGGCAUGCUGACAAACUUCGGAAGCAUGGCAUUAGAUCGAAUCCACAAUACUCUCAAGAUGUUCUGCAUUGCUGAUCCCCCUUAUGACAAGUCACUCCAGCAACUACAAAGCUUUUUAUCCGGCCUAGUCUCUGAAGAGAAGUUAGAGCUUAGGGAUGGAAUGUAUUUUCUGAAGAAGUAAUGGGCUGAUUGAAUUGCAAUCAACCUUUUGGUCAGAACCUUAAAGCAAAUAGGAGCCACACCGUGAGGAAUGUGCAUGCCUCUGGCGUACGAGCAUCCUUGUGAAGCUUUCAUGGAUUGAUAUUACUGUUAUCAUAAGAAACGCAAAGUGAUGCUCUUUUUGAAGGGCUUGAACGAGUGAGCAACUGAUGGAAGCAUGCUGAAAUCAUUGUUUUUAUGGGAGAGUGGUGGUUCUACUUGUACAGAUAUUUAUUGUCUAUGUAAAUCUGUAGCAACGGUCAGAUCCUGACCCUCUUUCUUUUUUGUGGGAAAAAUUGAAGUUUAAGUUCAUAAUUCAUACGUUGCAAAUUUUUGUAUUGAAAUGUUUUACAUUUUAAAAUUUAUUUUGAAACUAAGAUAGAAAA